Molecule: messenger RNA, 759 nt
Organism: Endocarpon pusillum Z07020
Lineage: Eukaryota; Fungi; Ascomycota; Eurotiomycetes; Verrucariales; Verrucariaceae
Exons: 1
Coding region: 1-759 (252 amino acids)
Source: RefSeq, a predicted model, not a curated record
AUGUCUCGUUGCACGUUCUAUCUGCUCUCCCUACACGGCUCGGCUUCCGACUUCAAAGCCUCCAUCUCGACCAUUUCCAAUACUCCCCUCUUCGUCGGUCAAGUGCAUCGCUGGGUGGCACCUCCUAUGCGACACAGCAUCGAUCCUCUCACCACGCAGGGCUCGUGGGACGUCUUCUUGUUCUUCGCUGGCUCAGUGAAGCUGCCGGAAGCAAUAGAAGCCUUUCGGAAAGCCGAAUGGAGGCUCGAAGCCGACGCACCACCGCCGAUGCUAGCUGUGUUCAAGAACACGGAUCAACAGCAUUCUCGAGCUGGACCGGAAGAUGUUCCUGCCUUGACGGGAAGAUGGGAUCACCCGUACCAACCUGAUCCAGACGCGCACCAGGAAUUUGACUAUUCGCCAGAGUUGCAAAACUGGGUCCGGACAUUCGGCAAGCAAGAAGGGAAGAGUGCUGUAUGGAUGUUCAAUCUCCUCGCCUACCAAGAUGGGAAGCGCGAGACGUUCAUGAAGUACGUCGAGGCGUUUGCUGCCUCUGUCGGCAAGGCAGUUGGAUCUGAAUCCCAGAUCUUUGGCCAGGUAAUAAGAUGCUCCUCAACAUCGGAUGGUGAGGAGCCAUGGGAAGAUGCAGCUCUUGUGCACUACCCUUCAGUAUAUCAUUUUGGGGAUUUGGUGGGCAGUGAAGAAUAUCAGAAGCUGGAUGCCAAGUACAAGGUUGGGACGAUCAAGGAUACCUGUAUCUUAUGUCUGACAGAACUCUAG